AUGGCACCCAUUCGUUUGCGACAUCCCAAGGGCAUCACGACGUUGCAAGUCAACCUCGAUAAUGCUUUAGUUCAAGACCUCCAGCAGGAAAUAUUUGGAGUGUCCGAAAUCCCACCGUCGCAGCAAGAACUCAGGUCGGGGUACCCACCGCGAUCGCUCACAAUUGUCCCGGAGCUUCCGCUUUCGAGUCUGGGAUUAAAGCCCGGUGAUCAGGUCAUUGUGAACCAGAACAUAUCAAGCUCGGUGCGCGCCCCGCCUUCCCCACCCAAGGCCAAGCCUGCGUCUUCCCAGCCACCUCAAGCCUCUUUGUCACAACCGAAUUCAAGCCGGCUCGCACCGAGGAGCAGCGGUCCAGACUGUGUUGAGACACCAAACGGCGCGUUAGUGCACAGGAUCGUGCCAGACGAUAACUCCUGUCUUUUUUCGUCGAUCGCCCUCAUUUUCGAACAAGAUGCUCGCAAGGCGCAACAGAUACGACAAGUCGUUGCAGAUGGCAUUCGAGCAGACAUGGAAACCUACAAUGAAGCUAUUCUUGGCAUGAGCCGAGAUGCAUACAUCGCCACCAUUCUGAAGCCUGCGACAUGGGGAGGUGCAAUUGAACUCGGAAUCCUCGCCAAGCAUUAUGGCACGGAGAUUGCAUCUAUUGAUGUCGAAACCGGAAGGUUUGAUCGUUUUGAGCCUCCAUUAGAGGCGAGCACAGGCAACCGUUGCAUCGUGAUCUAUUCCGGUAUUCAUUAUGAUGCCGCCUCACUGGCGCCUAUGGCUGAUGCUCCGCCUGAAUGGCAUCAAACUGUCUUUCCAAUCAUUUCCGCGGACGACGACGAUCCAAUUUUGUCGGCCGCUAAAGAAUUAGCUACUAUCCUACGGGGAAAGAAAGCGUAUACCAACACUGCAACAUUUGAUAUCAAAUGUGAAGACUGUGGCAAGGGAUUGAAGGGUGAGAAGGAUGCAAGAAUGCACGCCCAGGAGACGGGUCAUGUACGAUUCGGAGAAUAUGAAUGA
Suillus discolor is the source of this 1002-nucleotide messenger RNA. RefSeq lists its product as uncharacterized. Gene Ontology annotation, cellular component: nucleus; cytosol. Bases 1 to 1002 code for a protein of 333 amino acids. Lineage: Eukaryota; Fungi; Basidiomycota; Agaricomycetes; Boletales; Suillaceae. Gene Ontology annotation, biological process: endoplasmic reticulum unfolded protein response; protein deubiquitination. The transcript is spliced from 8 exons. Gene Ontology annotation, molecular function: cysteine-type deubiquitinase activity. The record is from RefSeq and is a predicted model, not a curated record.